GAUAGUUGAUCAUUCUCGUUCUUCAUCACCAGGAAAAUGUGCAAAUCGAUUGCUUUCGACAUCUGGCUUGCCACUGCUAACAAGACAGAUGAAGCAUUUAAAGAUCCACUUUCAAUUCCUCAUAAUGGAGCUUUUACAGACUUUGAAGGAGCUUUUGUAAAGGGUGUUGAUUCUCUUUCAUGGAUGGCCAACAACACCAGCAAACUUUUUCCUUUACACAGUGACAUGCCUCAGUGUUGGACUUUUUUCAGCACGGCUGCUUAUGGAAAAAGGAAUAAAGUGCCACAGGAGAAUAUCCCUAAAGUCACAGCAGAAAAAGUAAAGGAGGACUUGCUUAACGAUGUAGAAUUUGCUCUUGGACUGUCUAAGGGAUCACUUCAGUGUCCAUUUUAUACACGAGUCCAAUUAUGGGGUGCUGCUCUUCCAACCAACACUCCAGGGAUUCCUUGUAUCUUCGAUCCACAUGUUGCUGGUCAUGAUAUUGGUCAGUUUCCUGGUUUGAAUUCUGAAAAGCAAGUGCUUGAACCUCAGACAUGGACGGUCUGA
Messenger RNA from Phoenix dactylifera (date palm), 546 nucleotides. The record is from RefSeq and is a predicted model, not a curated record. NCBI's taxonomy places the organism in Eukaryota, Viridiplantae, Streptophyta, Magnoliopsida, Arecales, Arecaceae.